CCCCCCCCGCCCACAGCUGUGUCCCCGACUCAGGAGUCUCAAGUUAAACCUCCAGUUCUUCUAGUCCCGGUUCGAAUUGAUACCAGUUCGACAACCACCCCCGGACGAGGUCGUGCAGGAGCGAAGAUGGGUGGCAUUCCGUGGCAGAGUAAAGGUUGCAGGACGUGUCGGAAGCGGAAGAUCAAGUGCGAUCAACAGGAACCCGAGUGCGCACGGUGCCGGAAGACGGGAAUCAAGUGUUUGGGUUACGACAGGGACCGCUUCUUCGUUCAUCAAGUCACUACUGGAAAGUCCAAAAAAUCCACUAAUACUGGCACUACUGCCGGUGGUGGUGGAAGUGGUGGUGGUGGUGGUGCUCCGAAAGGCGCGGGGAAGCUUCAAGUCGCUAAACGCCCCCCGCUGCAGCCCCAACAGCCAUGGAUCAUGCCGCAGGCAGUGGCCGCGGGCCCAGCGAUGCGCGGCCAAGUGUUUUCCGAAUUUACGAAUAUCUAUUUCCCACAGAGUAUUGAUACGAGCUAUGCGCUCGAUGUAUGGCAUUACCUGAUCUCGGGGUUUUCCACGCUACCGAAGAAGACGGAGAUGUUGGAUAAGGCGAUUGCAGCGUUGGCGUGCUUCUAUUUGGGCAAGCAGCGAAAAGAUGACCGUCUCUUUCAUCACGGCAUUCAGCUGUAUAAUAGUGCCAUUCGCCAUCUUUCCAUCAUGAUGAGUCAGAAUAACUACUGCGACGACAUCGUGUAUACGACGAUCGUCUUUCAAGAAAUAGAGUCAUGUUACUGCCCCCAUGGCCUGCAUAUAUGGGUCGCACAUAUUGCAGGCACCAAUGCGAUCCUAAGGCACUUUCGUCGAAGGGCAGGGAAGAACCCUUUGAUCGACGCCAUUUACAAUCAACACCAAAAGCUACGAAUACUAUUCUCAACGACGGGUAGGGGCAUGUCCCCCGAAGAUUACGAGUAUCUCACAAAACCGUGCGACGAUCGACCCGUGAACGGAUUAAUGAAAUUCUACGGCGAGGCCUCGCCCAUAGUAGACGCAAUCAACAGCGUCGAUGCCUCGGACUAUCAAGCCUGUCAAGCAGUCCUUGCCAAAUGCAUCGCGCACAAGGACGCUCUGCUGGCCUGGUACACGGCUCACAAAAAAGAUUUCGGCGGAGGGCCCUCCGAAUGCGAGCCCGGCACAACGUUAAAUCCACGACUUUCGCCGACGGACGACCUGUUCGGUGUAUCCUACCGCUUUUCCUCACUCGAUAACGCAAAGCUACACAUUGUCUUCUGGGUCGCGUUAUCCAUCAGCCACCGCAUGAUCUACGAAGCCCGAGGCCUCGUCCUCUCCCACAGCAACGCCCUCGACAUACCCACCGACCGCACCCAAGACGUGGACCUGCUACUUUCAAUGUUCUACCAUGACGAGAUUGGCCGGUCGGUCCCGUACUGCGUGCAAGAUUCCAUGAAGUCCUGGGGCUUCUCCUCGCUACUAUGGGGCCUCAGUCAACUCCUCAACCCCUACGCCGAAGCGGGGAAUUGGGAGAAAUUUGUCUGGUGCCAGAAGGCGUUGUUGCUUGGCUCCGAGCGCGGUUAUGAGUCUGCGGUCCGUCUGAGUGAAAUAUUUUGGGCGGUUUGGCAUCGAGUGAACCCUCGAGAGAAGAGGUUCAUGGGACUUUCGCUGGGUGAUUUUGAUCCGCAGUAUAAAGAUACGCAGGAACAGCAUUAUAUGAAGCUGGUGGAUAGGACGGUGGAGCCGGUUGUGUUGGACACGCCGCCCGAGGAGAGUUUAUAGGGGGUUUAUUGCAUUGGGUUGGUGCUGGCUUGGGAAGGAACUGGUUUCCGCCAAGAGAAACAUCUCCAAUUAUCAACGUGUGGACAAAUUGGACUCUCUACUCAAUCCUGCGAAGAUUGUCAUGAUUCAUCAAAUAUUCCUCCCCAGUUCAGUUUCAAUGUACAAAUAUCUCAUAAUGACAAGUCUCACAUAUCCCAUCAUCACACCCAAUCUAACACUUACUGCCAUCCC
Molecule: messenger RNA, 2004 nt
Organism: Penicillium brasilianum
Lineage: Eukaryota; Fungi; Ascomycota; Eurotiomycetes; Eurotiales; Aspergillaceae
Source: the annotation of a GenBank genome assembly